Molecule: messenger RNA, 5130 nt
Organism: Rhododendron vialii
Lineage: Eukaryota; Viridiplantae; Streptophyta; Magnoliopsida; Ericales; Ericaceae
Product: telomerase reverse transcriptase
Exons: 11
Coding region: 1219-4737 (1172 amino acids)
Biological process (GO): telomere maintenance via telomerase
Cellular component (GO): telomerase catalytic core complex
Molecular function (GO): telomeric repeat DNA binding; telomerase RNA binding
Source: RefSeq, a predicted model, not a curated record
UCUCUCUCUCUCUCUCUCUCUCGCAAUGGCGAGGAAGCGGAGGGUCCCGGAGGUUCUAUGGAGGUUGUUCAACAGCCGCGCUCGAACCCUAGCCGACACCAUUAUUUCAUUGAUUCCACCAACGACGCCUUCUGCGGCUGCGGCGUGCCGUUGCAAGGGGCGGGGAUGCCUGGGUUGUACCGGCGACGGCGCCAUUUCGUUCCUGCUCCGGCCAGAUGACCCGUCCGAUUAUCGCAAGCUCUUGUAUCAAUGCAUCGUUGUUGUAUCCGACAAUGCCCCUCCUUUCUCUGCGUUUUAUCCUGACCGUCGUUGGUCCCAACAAGAGGUCUCUCCUAACCCUUCAGUCUAUUACUGGUCGUACACAGUGGCGUUAAAUUGGUUAUCGUCUGUGGUAUAAAAUAAUAGACGUUGUUUAUGACAUUCUUCAUAAAAUCCGUUCUCCAUUGGAUACAUGAUUCUCGGUUGCUGUGAGAUUAGGCUUUUCACCCUCUUGUUGUGUCUGGCGAUCAGACCUAGCAUAGCCUAUAUACUAUUCAUGUUGUUGGUGACCAGGUGUUAUUUACGUUACGAAUUAGUUGUUGAAAAAAACAAGUUGCACCUCUCUGUUUCAGUAUGUGUGUGUUGUUCUUCUUUUUGGAGGGAAGAGCAUUAAAUGGUUUCCCUCAAUAAACCAUCCUGUUUACCAAGACGUUAUAGCAUUGGAGAGUUUGUUACAUAUCCAGUGUAGAUACAACUCAUUGUUUUAGAAAAUUUGCUUCGUCUUCGUUCACUACUUAUUCAAGGAGUCUGCUUCAAUUUUCUAAAGGAAAUAGGGUGACUCACUUUGGGUUUCUAUUAAAUAGCAAACAAAAAAAAUAUCGUUUGGCAUUUGAAAUGUUUGCAUAUCCAUAUUUAUCGCAAAAGCAGAAGUUAGGGAAACCAUUUGUGCAAUUUCAAAAUGGUUAUUAUCACUACGUAUCUCGUUCUGGUGGUUGGAUUCUAGUUUUUGUGAUCAGCUGGUGAUUCAGCCUUCACAUGUUCAUUUACGACCAAACAAUAAAUAAUCUCCUUGAGGUUGCUGCAUGUUUCAGUUUGCCUUUACAUUGUUAUUUGAUGUACUUGUGUCUAAUCUAAGUGCCGAGUUGAUAUCUAUUUAUGCUGGCUUUUUACUGCAUGUUAUGGUUCAGAUUGUUAAGAGGACCAUUGAAAUGAUAAUAAGCGAGCAACCCUUGUCUUCUAAUGUCUUAUGCAGUGAUUAUGACAAGUAAUCAUAUACACUGGCAGCAUUGCUGUUCGAGCUCUGCCAUGGAGCUUUUAACAAGUUCAGCAUGGGACUUUCUAUUGAGAAGGGUUGGGGAUGGAGUGAUGGUCUAUUUGCUGAAGUAUACUUCUAUAUUUUUGCCACUUCCUCGUAAGAAACACUAUCAGGUGGCAGGUUUUCCUAUCAGUGAUUUUUGCCUCAAGUCAAAGCACAUAUCAGAGCCCAAAUGUCUUCAUUCUUCAUUUGCUGUUGGAUCAGGGAAAAAGAGAAAAGGAGUUUAUGAAGUUGACUUAUUGUCAGAGAAAGAGUAUUCCAAUGCUGCUUUCAGUGAUGAUGUUCCCUCUGGUUCAGUUAAUUGCUUCAGUCAUGAUGGUCUGAGUUAUUCUUCUUCAUUCAGCAGGCAUUGUAGGAAAAAGAGGUAUCAGAAGAGUUCAUCUGGACGACCCACGUUACAAACUAGAACAGCUAAUUGUAACACCGAAGGAAGUCCAAACGAGGAACAUCACGGUAGCUCAAAUCAGCUUAUAGUGAAGCCUGGAAAGCGUCAAAGACAGUUUAGUUGGCAGCGCCACAGGAAGCGUAGGAAAUUUGACAUUCAAGAAACCCAUUCUCUGAUCCAAUGUGCAAGAAAUGCAAGUGAUGGAGAUAGCUCAUAUGAGAAGCCUCAUUCUGGGUUUAACACAAGCAUGCCAUUUCAGUGCUCUUGCUGUUUGUUUCUGCAAAAAAUCCAGUAUAUCAGCAGAGAAGGUCAUAUUGAUCGGCAGUCCAUAUUUUAUAGGUCGGAAUGUUCUGCAUCAGUUUUACCUAGAAAUCAUGUGUUGAAUUCUUUGAGGCCCAAUGCCUCAGGUGCUAAAGUUCUUUUUGAGGAUAUAUUUGGCUUAUCUGAUGGCAAUAUUAAUUCCCUGUCACGGUCAUGCUACCACAGCAGUAAUUGUUGUCUCACAAACUACAAGUGCCUAUACCAUUCACUUGUUAAGUUUCUUAAAAAUCUCAUACGCAAAGCUCACCGCUGCCAGCAUUUGAGGUUAUUAGAAAAGCACUGUCCAAUACCAUCUUUGGAUCAAAGUGCUGAAGGAGGAAUUGGUUCCAUAGUCGAGGGCAUUGAUUUCCAAGCAAAUUUUCCAGGGAAGAGGCAUGCUAAGGUUCAGCAGGAUGGGAAGUUGCCACCUGAUAAUUUAACCAACACCGAUAGUAACAUUUGUGGCAUAACUCCAGAUGUCCUUGAUCAUCAAUUUGAGCCAAGCCAGUCUUAUUGCCUUAAAAAGCAUGUGGUGUCGUUUUUAUGGGCUGUUUGCAGGAGUAUAGUUCCACCAGAUUUGCUUGGAACUUCUUCUAACUGGAGAAUUCUGAGGAAGAGUAUCUCAAGGUUUGUUCGGCUUCGAAGAUUUGAAAAGUUCUCUUUAAAGCAGUGUAUGUAUAAGUUGAAAACAUCAGUGUUCCCCUUUCUAUCUGAUAAACGCGCUUCAUGCUACUCGAAUGUCAAGAUGCUAAAGAGCAGAAAAAGGCAGAUUCCAGAUUUGCAUAAAAGACAGAGCCAAGUAGAAUUCGCUACUCAUUCUAUUAAACAUAAAAUUGUGCAGAACUGGAUACUUUGGUUCUUUUCAUGUCUGAUAGUGCCCUUGGUGCAAGCCAACUUCUAUGUUACAGAAAGUGAGCAUGGGAAACAAAAUUUGUUUUAUUAUCGGAAAUCAGUCUGGGAGAAUAUAAUGAACAAAGCGAUCAUCUCCUUGAAAAAUCGGAACUAUCACCCUUUAAAUGAUGAAUCGGUUUGGAACAUUACAAACAAAAGGUCAUUCGGUUUCUCAAGGGUCCGACUUCGUCCAAAAGAAAAUGGAGUAAGGGUGCUAGCAAAUCUUAAAGCAUCCUCAAGAAUACUGGGCAAAGAAUUCUCUUUUAAAGUUCAACCCAAUAGGUUGGUGGGAAAAUUGUCAUUGGAUCCAAAAGAAGUUAAAUAUGACUAUUUCAGGUCUGUGAAUAGUGUUCUUCGUGAUUUGCAUGCAGUACUAAAAGGUCUACAGUUGAAAGAACCAGAGAAUUUGGGCUCCUCAGUAUUCGAUUAUAAUGACGUCUACACAAAGCUAUGCCCUUUCUUAUCAGCUCUGAAGAAUGGAUCGACAAAGGUGCCUGAAGUAUUCAUUGUUGUCUCAGAUGUAUCUAAAGCAUUUGAUUCUGUUAAGCAGGAUAAGUUGAUCAGUGUAAUGGAGGAAAUAAUGCAGAGUGAUGAAUAUCUCAUAAAGAAGUCUCAUCAAGUUGUUUGUGCAAAUAAAUCUUUGUGGGCUCAUCAAAACCUAAUACUAGCAGACCAAGACACCAGCAUUGGCUCUACUAUUUUUACAUCUUUUGCCUCCCGUUGUUCAUUGCAGGGCAUCCUUGUUAAUCAGGGUCAGAGCAAAAAUACAAGGAAGGAGGAGCUUUUCUUUGAUCUAAAUGAGCAUGUGAAGCACAAUGUACUGCAAUUAGAUAAGCACUUUUACUUGCAAGAUGUUGGUAUACCCCAAGGAAGUGUUUUGUCUUCACUGCUUUGCUCAUUUUAUUAUGGGCAUCUAGAAACCAAGGUAAUAAUUCCAUUUCUGCAGAAGAGUGUAGAACCUGGUAACGACAAAUUUUCUGCAACAGAGAAUAGAAAUCAUGUUUAUUCUCUUCCAAAUAAUGAGGCUGGAGUCAUCGUGUCGUCCCCUAAAUACAUGCUACUUAGAUUUAUCGAUGACUUCAUUUUCAUAUCAACCUCGAAGAAGCAAGCUGCUAGUUUCUUCUCCAGGCUGCGAAGGGGAUUCAGAGAAUACAACUGCUACAUGAAUGAAGCAAAAUUUGGACUAAAUUUUGAUGCUGACCAAGUAUCAGGACUUGCAUCAAACCGGGUGUACAUGGGGCCAGAUGGCGUACCAUUUCUUGGAUGGAGUGGCUUGUUUAUCAACUGUCGCACUUUAGAAGUUCAGGCAGACUACACAAGGUACCUGAAUAUGCAUUUAAGUUCAAGUCUUACGGUCUGCUGGCAAGGUAAACCAGGCGGUCAUUUAAAGGCAAAGUUGUGCGAUUAUCUGCGACCUAAAUGCCAUCCCAUAUUCUUCGAUUCAAAUAUCAAUUCGUCGGCAGUUGUCAGAUUGAAUAUUUAUCAAGCUUUCCUGCUAUGUGCGAUGAAAUUCCAUUGCUAUGUCUGUGACUUGUCUAACAUCUGCAAGCUUGACUUGAAAUCAUACAUGUGCAGUAUUGAGAAGUCUUUGAGGUAUAUGCACAAGCUUGUUAAAAAAAGGAUGCAUUCUGUGGAUCUUGGUUCUAGUUUCCAUCCAAUUUUUCAAGUGGAGAGGGGAGAAUUUGAAUGGCUUGGACUCGUUGCUUACACCCAAGUACUGAAGAGAAAACAGUCUCGGUACAGGGAUUUACUGUCGUUACUAAGGUCUAAGUUGAUAGCACAUGAAGAAAUAGAAAGUGUUUCAUCGGUUCUAAGGUACGCAGUCGAUGAUUCACAUUCUUCUGUGAUUUGGAAGAUCAGAUAUUAGAUCAUAAACCAUCUAGCUGUGAUAUACACUUCAGUUGCUCAUCGCUGUCAUUUUGGAAGGCAACAUUGCAUCUUCUUGGAAGUACAUUUCACUGGUGGGACUAUGGCCAAUUUAUGUUCAUUAUUUUUUUGGUCAUCUUGCGGCUGUCUUUUUUUUCUCCUGGAGCUGUUGGAUGUAUUUUGUCUUUCGGGGUCUCUCUAUUGCAAAGAAUGCAUUUUUCUUCUUUUUCUGCUUCAUUGGUUUAUGUUUUGGUUGGUUCUCUCUCUGCUGGGAUUGUAUUUUAGAGAGAGGUAGAGAGAGAUUGAAAUUCCGUUCAGUUCUUCAGAUGAUCUUGGUGGAAAAGAAUUGAUCUUGAAACAAAUAUAUAUACUAUUAGAGGGAUUUCUUUGCGUA